Messenger RNA from Didymosphaeria variabile, 1509 nucleotides. RefSeq lists its product as uncharacterized. The record is from RefSeq and is a predicted model, not a curated record. NCBI's taxonomy places the organism in Eukaryota, Fungi, Ascomycota, Dothideomycetes, Pleosporales, Didymosphaeriaceae. The transcript is spliced from 9 exons. Gene Ontology annotation, molecular function: zinc ion binding; histone methyltransferase activity; protein binding. The coding region runs from base 1 to 1509 and encodes 502 amino acids. Gene Ontology annotation, cellular component: nucleus.
AUGGUCGUCAUUCCGACCACGGGGGAAUCCGCGACCCGACGCGUCCGUAUUGACAAGGUCCACUCGAUCCUCAGCAAUCGUAUCAAGGACAAUGAAGAGCAAUUCCUCGUGCGGUGGAAGGGAGACCCAAAUACCCCUCCGUUAAGUUGGCACAGCAUAUCGGAGCUAGUGCGAUGUCUAGAGCUGGUUCAGGAUUAUAUCACUGUCCGAGAAGAAAGCAAGGCUGUCUCCAGGAAGCGGAAGUCACCUGAUCUUGCAUUUGAGCAUGAACGAAGAGCUUCGCCAUUUGACCGCCGCCUUGGUCUAACACCAUCAGCCUCUCGUUCGCCUUCUAUAUCCUCGUUAUCUGCCGUGCCGACUCCUCGUACGGACAUCGAUGUCUACAAUGGUGUGCUUGAUACAGACGGGAAUGGCUUCAUCUUCUGUCGAAGUGCGCCAGGCCCGAACAUCGCUACAAUAAACAUCCGAAGUCUACCGAUGGAGGAGAUGCUACGCACCGCGCGAAUGUCCAAGAUCGAGACAGCGAAUGUGCUGAUCCGUGCAGAGUACGUGCGGCGACUAGGAAAGGUUGUCGGCAAGAGGAUACACCUUGUCAACGUCCACGAUUACACAACGCCUUCGUUACGGUUUUCAUACAUCCCCGACUAUGUACUUCGAGAAGGAGUCUAUCGAGCAGAUCCAGCCACCCAAGAAGGUUGUCAGAAGUGCAAACCAGACAUGGGACGGAGUAUAGGAUGCGAGUACACGCAGAAGUGCGGAUGUCUGGAAUAUGCAGCCGUAGACCCAGUUCGAUUGACUCCAGAGACGAAGAAACAAUAUGAGAAAGCUCUUGCGACCGGUGGCUCUCUCCUGGGGUUUCCGAAGCGGUUUCCGUACUUCACCGGUGACACGAAGCGCCAACGCACUGGGACCCUCGUCAGUUUCUACCUUGAUUCGCGGCAUCCCAUCUACGAGUGCAACGACAAUUGCGGGUGCGGACCGUAUUGUCGGAACAAAAAUGUCCAGUUUGGGAGACAAGUUGGGCUUGAGAUUUUCAAGACCGGUAGCGGUCGUGGCUGGGGUUUGCGCUGCAAAGAAGACUUGUUCAUGGGACAAUUCGUCGACACGUACCGUGGAGAAGUCAUUACCGACGCAGAGGCCACCCGUCGUGAACAGGCCGGCGGGAAGUUAAAGGCAUCAUACCUCUACAGCCUAGACAAACACCAGGAAUCAGAAGGUCUCGCACAGGCAGAUAUCUACGUCGUCGAUGGAGAGUUCAUGGGCGGUCCUUCCAAGUUCAUGAACCACUCGUGCGAACCGAAUUGCCGACAGUACACCGUCUCGUACAACAAGCACGAUACCCGUAUAUACGACCUCGCGUUCUUCGCUAUUAGGGAUAUACCUGCCGGAGAGGAGCUCACGUUCGACUACCUGGACAAAGAGGAGGCGGACGACGAGGAGGACGCGCCAGAAGGUGCUGUGCCCUGCCUUUGCGGUACAACGAAAUGCCGAAAAUGGCUGUGGCAAUAG